This is a messenger RNA of Phialemonium atrogriseum, 1827 nucleotides long. RefSeq names its product subtilisin-like protein. Lineage: Eukaryota; Fungi; Ascomycota; Sordariomycetes; Cephalothecales; Cephalothecaceae. Gene Ontology annotation, molecular function: serine-type endopeptidase activity. The coding region runs from base 196 to 1365 and encodes 389 amino acids. The record is from RefSeq and is a predicted model, not a curated record. Gene Ontology annotation, biological process: proteolysis. The transcript has 3 exons.
GUUGCAAUGACGAUAGCCAGCUGAGCUCAGCUGCGUAGCAAUCAGAAACCCCACCGCUCGACGAGCGCGAUGAUGAAUUGAGAUAUAAACCGCCAACAUGGCCCUUUCGUUCGGCCGAGUCAGAGCUUCAUCUCCAUUGCGCAUUCCUCUACUGUUCAUUGGAAUACCAACACGAACCCCAACACCACCACCAACAUGCAUUUCUUCCGACUCCUGGCCUUGGUAGCCUCUGUCACAGCUGCCCCAAUCCUCGCGGCACGACAAGCUGCGGAGAUAAUCCCAGGCCAAUUCAUCGUCGUGAUGAAGCCGGAAGCGUCCGAUGAUGUCGUCAAGUCCACCAUUGACGCUGUCAGCAAUAUUCUGGGAGGUACUCCUCCAAUACGCACACACAAUAUCGGGACCUUUAAGGGCUUCACAAUCUCCGCGGAAGACUCCCUAAUCGUAAUCAUCAGCGAUCUAGCUGAUAUUUUAUACAUUGAGCCGGACUACCUCGUCACUCUCAGUGUCCGCCAGACCCAGACAAACGCCCCAUGGGGCCUCGGCCGGAUUUCCCAUCGGAAGCCGGGAUCUACCGACUACGUGUAUGACGCCUCCGCCGGGGAGGGGACCUACGCAUACAUCAUCGACACGGGUAUCUACGUGGACCACGCGGACUUUGGCGGCCGCGCCAACUGGGGCAUAAACCUCGCCGGGGACGGCCUUGACAAGGACGGCAACGGACACGGCACCCAUGUCGCCGGGACGACCGGUGGCAGCACGUACGGCGUCGCCAAGAAGACCAACCUCAUCGCCGUCAAGGUCCUCGAUUCCCAAGGCUCCGGUACCAACAGCCAGGUCCUCGCCGGAAUCGAAUGGGUUGUGAAUGACGCCAAGUCCAAGGACCGGAUCGGCAAGUCCGUAGCCAACCUCUCCCUCGGCGGCCCCCGCGUCGGCGAGUCCACUAACCAAGCCGCCGCCGCCGCCGUCAAGGCUGGUCUGUUCCUGGCCGUGGCAGCCGGCAACGACGGCUUGCCGGCCGAGCUCUUCUCGCCGGCCUCGGAGCCGACGGUGUGCACCGUGGGCGCGACCGACGCCUCCGACGCGCGGGCCUCCUUCUCCAACUGGGGUCCUGACGUCGACGUGUUCGCGCCGGGCGUCGACAUCCUGUCGACCUGGACCGGCGGGCCCGACGACACCGAGGUGCUCUCCGGCACGUCCAUGGCGUCGCCGCAUGUCGCGGGCCUGGCUGCGUACCUUAUUGCGCUCGAGGGGGAGCUUAAGCCCGUUGCGCUGUGCGAGAAGGUCCGGAAGCUUGCUACGUCGGGGGUGGUGUCUAAUCCUGGGUUUUUGACACCGAAUUUAUUGGCUUUCAAUGGAGCGACCUAGAGGGGGUAGGCUGGGAGGGAGGUUGAUGCGUGGCGGCGGGUCAGGGAGUGAUAUUGUUAGUAGUCUCGCAGGGUUGGACUUGGGAGGUACCAACUAUCUACUCGGCAGCAUUUCAACCUGUUGUCAGGUGGUCAAGUCAAAGCGCUCAUGACUCACCUUGUCUCUGGCCACUUCACCGAUUCCAGUCCCCAUUUUGGGGUACAUGUUCGUUUGCCCUGAGUUUUCGUCUGCGCUGGAACUCAGGGCAGUUUAUCUACUGUUGUCAUUUUUGUGUCCACGACUCGAAUAGUUCCCAGGAGUAAGUGUUGACAUGACUCACCUCUGCGUGGGGAAUGACAAACGGUCAAGACCCCGUGUCCCCAAAAGGGCACCGACAUCGUGCUGCAUCCGCUUGGAGAAGCCUACGGUGUAAAAGACGCUUCAGCCCCGUGUGAGCAAGAAGCCAGCAUGUAAUAAUAAUUG